CUUACCUGACUUUGCCUUCCACAGCUCAUGAAAUCACCCAUCGAAGUCUCAUGCCGAGAAUGAUGUCGUAUGUGGGCUGCAGCUUACUGCUCUUGUCGGUGUCCGCUUUCGCGGGUGUCUCCCUGGCUGAGAUGGUGUUCCGUUGUCCAAGUUGCACCGCGGAGCGACAGGCUGCGUGUCCGAGGCUCACCGAGACUUGUGCAGAGAUAGUGCGCGAACCGGGGUGCGGGUGUUGUCCCGUGUGCGCCCGGCAAGUGGGCGAGUUGUGCGGUGUGUAUACCCCGCGAUGCUCCAGUGGGCUGCGGUGCUACCCGAAGCCGGACUCCGAGCUUCCCUUAGAGCAACUGGUCGAGGGGCAAGGGUUGUGCGGACACCAAGUGGACAUCGAGGCAAACGGGAAUCCAGAGCAUCGUGAACAUAUAAGCGGUGAGACAGGGGACCUCCACCUCGACCUGGUUCUGACGGAAAUCCCAGUGCUGAGGAAGCCUGCCAAGGAGAACCCAUGGCUGGGGCCCAAGGAGAGCGCUGUGCGACAGCACCGCCAGGAGAUGAUGACCAAGAUGAAGAGCAACAAGGUUGAGGAGCCCAAGCCCUCCAGACCCAAGCAGACCCAGUGUCAGCUGGAGCUGGAUCAGGUUCUGGAGAGGAUCUCCAAGAUGCCCUUCAGAGACAACCGAGGCCCCCUGGAGGACCUGUAUGCCCUGCACAUCCCCAACUGUGACAAGAGAGGGCAAUAUAACCUGAAACAGUGUAAGAUGUCACUGCAUGGCCAGAGGGGGGAGUGCUGGUGCGUUAACCCCCAGACUGGCCGGCCCAUCCCAGCAGCCCCCACUGUGAGGGGAGACCCAAACUGCAGCGAGUAUGCAGCCGGACCCGAGAUGGACCCCCCCGUCUUACCCCAGAAAUAGUACGGCCCAGAUACCCCCAAGCACCAGUCAUGAAUGACAAACAGGAAACAGUAUUUGAAACCCUUAAGUAAGCUAUAUGUUAUGUUUGUGUGUGUCUGUAUGUGCUUAUACAACUACUACUUCUAGUUUGGUUGGUUUGGUUGGGUACAAUGACUGUACAUUUUUGUCGUUUGAAGACGUAGCCACCAGAUUGUAUCUUAGCUUGGGGGUUGAAUCAACAGUUAAGUAAUGAGGACAUUAUGAUAAAACAUACUUUAAAUGAAUAAUCAUUUCAGUUCAUUUUAUUGCGCAAAGAACUUGUAGCCAGUUCCUCCAUUUCAGCUGUAGUUUAUAUUGGACUACAUUUACCCCUAAAUUAAAGUCUAAACCCUGCCAUGACACCUUCUUUACAUUUCGUCAAGGGGGAGUCCUGGAGACAGACUGGUCAUGACCAGGACCAAAUCUCUUCACACGUGUGUACUUUUAAAGUGCAUUGCUGUCAAACGAGUCGUUCCAUGUUGGAUCAGCUAUGUAACGUAAAAUGAUUUGACCAAAGACUCUGAAGUGAUAUGACCUUAACAACUACCUGUGCCGAGCCUUUAGAUGUUUGGUAAUGUGCUUUCUUUUGUAUUUAACCAUGAUUUCUUGUAUAUUAUGACCUAAUCACUUGCAACUGUGAUGGCAUGUUGUUGGAAAUGGUCUUCAACCCUUCUGCUGAGCUGGGGAACAACCCAUUCAUUUGAAUCAAGUGUGUUGGAGCAUGAAAACAUCUAGAACAUACAGGACAGGGGGCCCUGUAGACCAGGGUUGAAGACCACUGGCGUAGUGUACUAACAUGAUGUCAGUGUAUGUCUGUUCAUAUAGUUCUCUACCACAAUGUCAGUGUGUCACCAAGAUGUUAUGGGUCAUAUUACUGUGAUGUCAACACCUAUGCCAUGUCCUUCAGAUUACUACUUCAUUUCCAGUCAUUGAUUUUUUGGGAAAGGCCACGCAUUUUAGGUACUCUGUAGAAAUAAUGUAAAGAAAUAACUUUCUGUAAACUAUUGUUUUUACAAACACACAUUAUUAGACAUUUAGGAACACUGUAGAAUUACAGAAUAUUUAGAUAUGGAUAAUGGCUUGUAAGAUUAGUCACAUGAUUAAAUGGAGGUGAACUACUGUAAGCAGCGUGUUUGUUUGUUUAAGAAUCUAAGAUCUUGCCUACAAUCAGACUUCAAGGUUCAUUUCACACAGAUGUCUCUGUCUCCUUCUGGCAAAAACGGUAGCUGGAGCAAGAUCAAGACAGUGGGCUUGAAUGAAACUACUCCAGAACACCUUGACAUAACUGAGUACAUGACUUUAUUUAAAUAACUGAUUUUCCAUUACAAAAAAAGACAAGGUUACAUAAAUUACACACAGAAUAAAUAUUACACUGUGAUAUUCACAUAAGAGAUGGAAUCUAUAUGCUUCUUUAUAUUGAGAAAUUUUGGAAAUAUCAUUGCAUUUUUGUCUUACGUGCAAUCAAGGCAAAGACAGAGUUGAGAUAUUUUGUUUAGUGAUUCUUUGGUCGAAGGCCAUGGGCUGAGGAGCCUGUGUCAGCACUAAAAUAACCUACAACAAAACUCUGGACGAUGGGGCCUUUUACUUUACGACUGCAGUUUCAUUGACAAAUGUAAUGCUUGAAUAUAAUAGCAAUCUUAAACCCGAUAUACAUUUUCUUGACAAGCUAUUUCCAAAAUAGUUACGCCAAUCUUAGGUCCAAGUCAAAGUCUCUCUCUGCUGCAGCUGUCCCUGUUCAACGACAUGAUGGAUUUGGAUGUAAAUCUAAAUUCAAAGUGGAAUAGGAGAGAAGGGACCGAGAUUUACAUACAAACCCAGCGAUCCUCACCUCUCCAGAGAGAGGGCAGCCAGCAGGGGUGGAGACAGAUUUGCCUGGGCUGGGAUUAGGGGCCUCUCGGGUGGGAGGUGUUUUGCAUGUGGUCAGAGUCUGUCCUGUCUAGGUAAAUGGGAGGCAGUAUUGUCUGCUGGGCUGUGUGUGGGAUCUAUUCUGUCACUGUCAAGACACCACAGAUUAGUCUUCAAGGGGAACUGAACGUACAGAGGAAUGUGCUUCAAAACAUCACAGACAAUAUCGUAGGAGAAUGCAUGGUAGGCAGACACACUUAGAAGUGCUGAAA
Messenger RNA from Hypomesus transpacificus, 3043 nucleotides. RefSeq names its product insulin-like growth factor binding protein 2a (gene igfbp2a). The coding region runs from base 51 to 908 and encodes 285 amino acids. NCBI's taxonomy places the organism in Eukaryota, Metazoa, Chordata, Actinopteri, Osmeriformes, Osmeridae. Gene Ontology annotation, cellular component: extracellular region. Gene Ontology annotation, biological process: regulation of insulin-like growth factor receptor signaling pathway. The transcript is spliced from 4 exons. Gene Ontology annotation, molecular function: insulin-like growth factor II binding; insulin-like growth factor I binding. The record is from RefSeq and is a predicted model, not a curated record.